Alligator mississippiensis (American alligator) is the source of this 7135-nucleotide messenger RNA. RefSeq names its product RUNX family transcription factor 1 (gene RUNX1). Bases 183 to 1604 code for a protein of 473 amino acids. Gene Ontology annotation, biological process: regulation of cell differentiation; regulation of transcription by RNA polymerase II; neuron differentiation. NCBI's taxonomy places the organism in Eukaryota, Metazoa, Chordata, Crocodylia, Alligatoridae. The transcript has 8 exons. Gene Ontology annotation, cellular component: nucleus. Gene Ontology annotation, molecular function: ATP binding; DNA-binding transcription factor activity, RNA polymerase II-specific; RNA polymerase II cis-regulatory region sequence-specific DNA binding. The record is from RefSeq and is a predicted model, not a curated record.
CUCAUAAACAACCACAGAACCACAAGCUGGGUACAGAGGCAGUCACACAAGAGCGGGUCCGGGAUAUUGGUCAGCAGACAGGGCGAAUCGUUUUGACUGCAAACCACAGAGUUUCAUAGAGUGGUGAAAGAAAUCAUAUAUUCCCCCACUUUAAAGAGAGAGUAAGUUUUAAAGAGGAAACUAUGGCUUCAAACAGCAUAUUUGAGUCAUUUCCUUCUUACCAACAGUGCUUCAUAAGAGAUACCAGCACCAGCCGCCGCUUCACGCCGCCCUCCGCCGCGCUGAGCCCGGGCAAGAUGAGCGAGGCGCUGCCGCUGCCCGGCGCGGACCCCAGCGGCGCCCUGGCCGGGAAGCUGAGAGGCGCGGACCGCAGCAUGGUGGAGGUGCUGGCCGACCACCCCGGGGAGCUGGUCCGCACCGACAGCCCCAACUUCCUCUGCUCCGUGCUGCCCACGCACUGGCGCUGCAACAAGACGCUGCCCAUCGCUUUCAAGGUGGUGGCUUUAGGAGAUGUCCCUGAUGGAACACUGGUCACAGUAAUGGCUGGAAAUGAUGAAAACUACUCUGCAGAGCUCAGAAAUGCUACAGCUGCCAUGAAAAACCAAGUCGCCAGGUUCAACGACCUCAGAUUUGUGGGCAGAAGUGGAAGAGGAAAGAGCUUCACCCUAACCAUCACAGUCUUUACAAAUCCUCCCCAAGUAGCCACAUACCACAGAGCCAUCAAGAUAACAGUGGAUGGACCUCGUGAACCCAGAAGACAUCGUCAGAAACUAGAUGAGCAGACAAAGCCUGGGAGCUUGUCCUUUUCAGAGCGUCUGAGUGAACUGGAGCAGUUGCGUCGCACAGCCAUGAGGGUCAGCCCACAUCACCCAGCCCCCACACCUAAUCCACGAGCUUCCUUGAACCACGCCACUGCUUUUAACCCUCAGCCUCAGAGUCAAAUUCAGGAUACAAGACAAGUACAGCCAUCUCCUCCAUGGUCCUAUGAUCAGUCCUACCAAUACUUGGGAUCAAUUGCAACGCCUUCAGUGCACCCUGCCACACCAAUUUCACCUGGGAGAGCUAGUGGCAUGACAUCCCUCACAGCAGAACUUUCAAGCCGACUUUCGGGUGCUUCUGACCUGACGGCAUUCAGUGACCCCAGGGUAGGAAUUGAUCGCCCCUUCUCCACACUUCCUUCAAUUUCUGAUCCUCGUAUGCACUACCCAGGAGCAUUCACCUACACCCCAACGCCUGUCAGUUCAGGAAUAGGAAUUGGUAUGUCUGCCAUGUCCACUGCCACGAGAUACCACACUUAUCUCCCUCCUCCCUAUCCUGGUUCUUCUCAGGCUCAAGGAAGCCCAUUUCAGACCAGCUCGCCUUCUUACCAUCUCUAUUACGGAACAUCAGCAGGGUCAUACCAGUUCUCCAUGAUCUCUGGGGGGGACCGGUCACCCCCACGUAUCCACCCUCCAUGUACCAAUGCUUCCACGGGAUCUACGCUCCUCAACCCCAACCUUCCAAACCAAAGCGAUGUCGUAGAGGCAGAAGGAAGUCACAGUAACUCCCCUACUAACAUGGCUACCACAGCAAGACUAGAGGAAGCAGUAUGGCGACCAUAUUGAAUGAAUUAUAAAUAGAGGUGGGCCAGGACUAAAGUGCUUUGUAUCUGCUGAUACCCAUAGGUGUCCCAUAAACACUCUUGUUGCCUGUGGGCACUGCAAUGUCAUUUUCAGAAGCAAUUUAUCUGGAAGUCAAUACUUCAUGGGAUGUUGCCAGGGUAUUAGCUAGUUAGUCUUGGUUAGUGAAGUGAUGUCAUUCCAAAAAAGUACCCAUUUUCCAGGGCUAAACUUCUGGAAAGGAGGAUGUGUAAGUCAGUGGUCUAGAGACAGGGAGGGUUGGUAGGCAGAUACCCAUUUUGUUACCAGACCAGUGACUUCCAAACACCCCUGGUUUUGGAAGUCUCCAAAGCCCUAAAGAGUGCUUCAGUUCACUUCUACAUGUAAGACUUAAAAUCUAACACAAUCUUAGUGAGUUUACGUCAUCAUAUGGACAUGUUAGUUAUAAGGAAGUAUAGGAAGAUUCCCUGAGGGAAACUGUGAAUGCUUCUGUUUUAGCAAUGCUGUGAAUGAGAGGUUUUAUAUCUUGGAAUUAAAUUUUUUUACCAAGUUGUAUAUUCCAAAGAGUAUGGAAGGGGUUUUUUAUUAUUUUUUUAGGAUGCAACUCAUCCUGCUUUGCAUCUAAUUUGUUUUAUUUUUCUUUUGGCACCUUAAACAUUGCAAAAAAGAUUUAACUUUUUUAAAAUCAUGCUUUCUUCUUUCUUGCUUUGUCAUCUAAAAGAAUCAACCCCUUUUCAAUGAGGUAAUUUAACUAUUUUUUUUCUUCUGGACUUUUUUUUAAUGCAACGGCUACAGCCUUGGGUCAUUUUCAACUACUGUAUUAUGAUGAUGAGUUCCUUAUAUUUAUGCUUGAUGUUUAGACUUUUCUUAUUUGUUGAUACUAUUAUUAUUUAAAAUAUGCUUAUAUUAAAAAACAGCAAAUGCCUUUUUUGGUAGCAGCCAAAGUUAAAUUUAUCACAUUGAAAAAGGCUGGAAUAAUGAUGGGUAAUGUGACCUUUGAAUUGCAUAGAAAUAUUGUUUACAUUUAGCUCCCUUUCACUUUAAUCAGCCAUUUAGGUAGUUAAAAACCUUUGAAAAUCUGGGUCUAACUCCAACUGAAAUGAUUUAGGCUCCUAAAUACCAUUGAGGAACAAAGUCUUUGUACCCAAUAGAGUAAUUCUUUCCCUCCCUGCUGUUCUUUCAAGGCCAAGGGUCAUUUUUAAGGAUCAAUAAUAUGGAAAAGUAUGAUUUAUGAGGUCAGUUCAUCUCCCUUCAACUAAACAGCUAGUUAAGACUACAUGCUACUAUUGAGCCUGCCUGGCCUUCUUAUUGAUGUCAGCAGGAGCCAUCUACUAAUUCAAAGAUAGAAUCUGGCACACAGCUAUUAUUCCAAGGGUGAAAACUAGGCUCAACUGAAGUCAGCGGAGCUGAUUUAUGUAGAGCUGAGACUUCACCCAAAUUUUGCAGGACAGUAAACUGCAUAUGAACAUAUUGAAAACUGGAUUAAUUUAACCCAUCAUGAGUAAAUGGACCUAAAAAGUGCUAUCAAACUCAGGUAGAAAACAGAAUAUCGAGCAAGUCUGAUGACUUCACAGCCAUAACAUUUCCAAAGAAAGAGGAAGAAUAUCUCAAACAGGAGCACAGAAUAUCAAAUCCUGUAGAACAUUUGAAAUGCUUUAUAAUAGUAUAGUAUAAUAGUGUGUUAUGGAAUUGUCACUGUUGCCCAUCAUUACAGCACAAACAUAUCAGAUGUCACUGUACAUUUUAUGGCACUAUUUUAUUUGGGGGUUUGGUCUGAAUACAGCUGUUGUACUACUCAAGAAUUACAAACUGCUGAUGUUGACAUGUGUGCAUUCAAAAUGAUCUGAUUAUUAUUUAAUGUACCUCUUAAAUUAGUGAAACACUUUCAGGUCAACUCAGAAGAGUAUCUAAAAGCUGGACUUCAGAUCAGUGUUUGUUUAAAAAAAAUUAAAGGAUUCAAAUUAGAAAGAUCCUUGGCUGCAGGCAGCAAAACAGCUGGACUUAUUUAAAACAAUUUGUUUUUUAAGUUUGGGGAUUUUUUAUAUUGAUUUAGCUUCUUUGUUUUAGGCAGAUGCAGUAGCACUUUGGUAUAAAAAAGUUACAAAUUGAAGAAUCUCAGAUCAAUAAGGUCAUUUUCUUGCCGAAAAUAGGGAAUGUUUCAAAUAAUUUAAAAAUAUAUGGAAAGUGUUCUCCUUUUCAUGCAGUGAAAUUACAUAAAUUUCCCUGUUACAUUUGUUCUAAGAACAGACAAAGGGAAGACACUGAAAAAAUAUUCCUUUAAAAACUUUGCAAGGCAUUUUGGAAGUAGGAAGGUUAUCCUGAACUUAAAUAAUCAUUUAUGUUAUGUUUCACUGUCAGUGUCUCUUGUCUUCAGUGACCACCUCCACUGAUUAAACUGUAACUCUACAUAGAAAUAAACCUUUAAAUCACAUGUAGCCAUUCAGGUUAAGUAAUCAUUUGAACAGAGAGGUAGUUAGCCAUGUCUGAAGUCAGGUAGAAGGCAGCAUAGAUUUGCACCUUAUAAACUAAUCAAAGUAAGAGAGAGAGAGAGAGUUUGUGACACACACACGCGUGCACACACACACACACACACACACACACACACACACACACACUAUAUAUAUAUAUAACUUUAGUUAUCCUAUAAGGUACAAAUCUACCCUGCCUUCUAAAUCAUUUACCAGCGUCUUUUUACUCAGACCUUGUGACUGGCCCACACAAGCAUGGCAUGGUACAAAUAUCAACACAAGAUAACAGUGUGAGGAGCAGAGAUAACUAGAUGCUGCACUGAAGAGAACAGUGCUGCCCAUUUGCCCAGUUACUCCUGCUGUGAGUGCAUAGCUAAACACGUUUUGUUCAUGCUGAGGAAUACAUUUAAAUCUUUGUCUCCUCAGCUGUAACUCUUCUUUACCAAAGGCCAUUGUCCAUCCAUUCUCACUCCUUUUAUCCAUUUUUAAGGCUAAGGGAACAUGUAUUGCACAACUAGUACCUCUUGGCAUGUAGGAUUUUGCCUAAUGUUUAAUCUUUCUUGUGUCAAUACAUACCUUCCAUUUGCACUUGCACUAACAUUUAACCAGUUGAGCUUUCCACUCCCCUGUAUGCCCUGUCUAAGAACAUGCUGGAUCAAGAUUACAGUACUAUUUGAGAUAACCCAGCUUCUGUUGUCAAAAAAAAUCUUGAGUAUGUCUGUCUGCAGUGUGUGAUAGCUGUUGACAAAUACCUAUGUUUAAAGGAUAACCUUUAUGGGCAUCUUUACAUGUACUACAGGGGUGGGGGGGAUGCUUUAAUUAGAGUGGGCCUGAGAGUCGCUUUAAGCAAAGCACCUACAGCGUCUCAUGUAUUCAACAUCCCACACUUCAAAAUGGCAGAGAGGCGCUUUAAAGCUUGUUCAGCGGGCUUUACUUAAAGUGCUCCCAUUACGAUUUUGAAGCACAGGAACACUGAAUAUACAAGAUGCAGAGGCUGCUGGAGCGCUCUAAUUAGCACGCUCCAGCAGACUCAGUUAAUUGAGUCUCUGACACACUGUAAUUACACAUCUAUAGGCACCCUAUAUUUCCAGCAUGGAAGAGCAGAUGAGCACUAGAAUUAAACUUACACCUUUACAUAGCAAAACUGAAAUACAGAUUACGCAUCCACUUUGCUUUAUCUAUCCUUGUGAUUCAUUUAUUUGACUAGUGUGCAUUGUGGUUUUCAUACCAUGAUUUGGUCAGAAAAGAAAUCAAACAUCUCUUCUGAGCUCCAUGCCCAGGAGUCAUGUGCUACUUCUAUGGAAUUGUCUCAGUCAUCUUAUGUUAAAAAAGUACACAUAGUAGAUCCUUGAGGCUAUACAAAUGCUCUUGUGUGGGAUCUGAAAGCAGUUAACAGGUGAAAGAAGUUUGAGAAAGACAUUUCCUAUUCAUGCAUCUAUUUCUUAAUCCAUUUGUAUCAGUCCUGUUUGUAAAUGAAAUGUGGAACAGUUCUGUUCCUCCGCAAGUGGAUCACAUAGCUCAGGGUUCUAGUCCCACUAAAGUGAAGAUGAUUAUUUAUAUUAGCUUCAUCCAACCCCAGGAUUAAGCCCAUGUGUCUUCCUAUUACAGAAUGCAACCUUGGAGAACUCAGGCUGCCUGACUGCAGCCUAAGAAGUCAAGUUAUAAUCAGACAUCAGUAAACAUGGAGCAUGACUCUCAUUUACACAACAACCUCUUUGCAUUGUUCUGUGAAUUCACACUUGCUUCAGAUAGGCCUGGUCCUGCCUCAAGGACAGGGUUGAACUGGAUGACCUCCUGAGGUCCCUUCCAACCCUGCUUUUCCAUGGUUAAGGCUCCUGUCACAGUCCUAUAGUAAGGUAAAGAGGCUCUCAUGUCAAAGAGAAUCAGGCACAGAGUUCAUUCCUGCUACUGAGGGUUUCAUUUGUAGAUUAUGUUCAGUAAUUCUUUGGAAGAAAAACCAGUGAAUUCCUACAAUAUGAUAUAGCUGAUUUGUGUCCCAAGUUAGCUGUGCCUUUGAAACAUUCGCUAUUAUUUUUUGGAUGGCCUUCUGCAUUCAUUUGCUUGAAGACUCAGAAUAAACUGAUCCUUUUCUAUUUGAGCAAAAUACUUUCUUGUUUACCUGCAUCGUAACUUUUUUGGUUUGUUUUUUGUUUUGUUUAAUAUAGCUUGGUCAGUACUGAUCACUCAGCGUUUUUUCUCCUUAUCAUAGAAGGGUUGCAUCAACAGAUUUAAUUGUAUUUAUGUAUGUAAAUAGAUUUUAAAAGCUCUACAGCAAAAUAUUGUUAGUGCUUGUAAUUACUCUGCAUUUUUCUCAUUUUUCUGUGUUUUUAAUGAACUUAUCCUUGUGUUUGCUAAGUACUGUAGUGAAGCUUGUUUCUUUCCAACUUAGUUAUUUUAGGCUUCAAGAUUAACUACAUUUUAUUCACCUUUGUAAACAGUUAUAGCAUGGUCUCUAUCAAACACUCUUCACUUUUUGUGAUAGGGGAGGAAUGAAUGUGCACAAAACUGUGGGUUAUUUGUGGUAUUCUGGAUGUGACAGUUGCAACUUAAUUUAAAAUAGAAAUUUUCAUUCUGAGAGGACUGGAUAGUAAAUCUGAUAGGAUUUCACAGUGGGGAAUCAGAACAGCAUCACAGUAUAUUUGUUCAGCAUUUACUGGAUAUGCUUACAAAACAGAUGCUGCAAUGUACUGGAAUGGUCACAUUUUCCUUUGACACUGUCAUACUGAGCAUUUUCAGAAGGGGAAACUAUAAGCUCUGGCAGUUUGAAGUUUUGUUGCAUUGGUUAUUUUUCACAAGAAAAUGAGAUAGAGAAAAUGGAGUAGAUUUUUCCCCACUACAAGAUAUCUUUAGAUACCACAUUAGAGCAGAUACUUGCUGUACCUAAGGAGGGCCAGGUCCAGUGUCCAGUGAUACAGGAAAAUUCAUUAUGACUAGCAUGCAGAGCAGCUGGACUGCUGCAUUAGUUCUAAUGGAAACUUUCUUUCUUUCUUUCUUUCUUUGUACCACAGUUUCUUCUGUAAAUUCAAUAUCAUAAUUAGUGUGAAUGACAAAUAAAAUGUUUGACAAGUA